Messenger RNA from Patiria miniata (bat star), 1368 nucleotides. RefSeq names its product fucolectin-like. The coding region runs from base 126 to 797 and encodes 223 amino acids. Lineage: Eukaryota; Metazoa; Echinodermata; Asteroidea; Valvatida; Asterinidae. The record is from RefSeq and is a predicted model, not a curated record. The transcript is spliced from 7 exons.
AUAUAAAUACACGGACAUUGGCCCCUUCUUCCAUUCCAAUCAACGUUCGCCAUCGACACACACGGGAAACACCAGACUCGACCGACUGACCACGCCUUGUUGUACAACUACCUUCAGCAGCAAGAAUGUUACGUCUUUUGCUUCUUACUCUGGCGCUGUGCCAUGCUGUCUUUGCAUUUCCUCAGAAUGCCAAUACCGAGGAGGAACUUACCCGUGACUUGGAGCUGUUAGAGCGCGCUUUGGAAAGAAAGUUCAUGCAGGACGAGACUGAACCCGAGGGAGAGUCAAAGCGCCAACCUCAGGAUGGAAAGGUGCUCUCACCAGUUGAACAUGAUCCUCCUGUUACACUGGUAGACAUCGCCAAACCUCAAACAGAGCAGAGUUCCACUCUAAAUUUCAGAGGCGUAGAUUACGUUUCUGGUAACGCAGUGGACGGGAAUUUCAACUCGGCCCUGAUCAACGGAGGAACCUGCGCGCAUACAGAAACCGAACGGCACCCGUGGUGGAAGUUGCAUCUUCAUGAGUCUCACUGCAUUGCGCAAGUCGGCAUUGUGAACCGUCGGGAUGGUAGCUAUGUCCGUUUGGCCGGAGCAGAGGUGCUUGUAGGGGGAAUACACCGACUCGAGCGGUGCGGCUCCCCCGUCAGCGCCGAGUCGGCCAAUAUCCCCGGCGGGAUGAACCUCGUCAUUUGCGUUCCACCUAUUAGAGGAGAUGAGAUCGUUAUUGGCAUUCCUAGAGACGAAGCCACUUUGCAGAUUUGUGAGGUCCUGCUCUGGGAGGUCUCCACCUGCGAAUAGCUCUGGUACGAUCUGCAGCUGUCUAUAUGCCCAGGAGUGUAUGGAAUGGUCAGCAAACCAAGAAAGGAACUGGAAACUUUGGACGACUGAUUUUAAGACUAACAGUAGAAUAAGUGCACUAACAUCCACUCUAACAAAUAGUUAAAUUUCACAUUUAAGGUUUUUGACUUUUUCGUCAAUUUUCACUUGGAAAACUUCCAUUUGAUUUGACGCAUGGUUAAUGAACGUUAGUGUGUAACCAUUUUCAAAAUUCGAUAAUUUAAUUAAAGGGAAGACACAACAUUUGCAAACAUCAUGAAACGAAAUGAUCAAAUUAUAGCCAAAUAUAUUUCUGGACUGUAAGUGAAUGAUCGUUUAAAGCAAACUGUGAAAUUGUGGCUCCUUGUGUGUAUUGACACUUUCAAGAAAACUUGUAUUUUUCCAACGCUGGUCGGCCGACCAUCGUUGGAGAAAACUGAGGGUUUUUUUAUCUUUAGUCAUUCUGCAUUAACUUUGCAAUUGAUUACACAUCUGUGAAGGAGAACAAGCCUUCUACACUGAUUCUCUCACCUAACAAUUCCCAAUGUCUAUA